Tetrahymena thermophila SB210 is the source of this 1965-nucleotide messenger RNA. RefSeq lists its product as hypothetical. The record is from RefSeq and is a predicted model, not a curated record. NCBI's taxonomy places the organism in Eukaryota, Ciliophora, Oligohymenophorea, Hymenostomatida, Tetrahymenidae. The transcript has 7 exons.
AUGUUCCUUCAAAGACAGUCUAAAUCAGAAAUCAAUACGUUCAAUAUUGGAAGCUAUGAAGAUUUAGAUUACAGAUCUCCAGUUCUAAAUUCUUAGAGAUUUUCUCAAAAUUCCGAUUCUGAUAAAUUUAAUAGAUAAGAAUCUUACAACUCUCCUUUUAAAAUGAUGGCAAAUCAAAAUAUACUACAGUAACAGAGUUCCAAAGAUAUCCGUUCAUCAUUUGUAAGAAACCAAAGCGAUAACAUAUUCUCAUCACCUAGCUAAACAUUAUCUAAUGGAUAUCAGAAAAAUAUCAAGUAAAGCUAUGCAGAUGUGAGAGAAUUAAAUGAGUAUAAAUCUUAGUAGAAUAUACCAAAAAAUAAUAUGAACAAGAUAAAUGAUAUUAAUUUAGCAUUUAAUUUUGUCAGAAAUAAUAGCAAUAACAAUGCUUAUGAAAACCUUGGCCAGUUGAGUUCUGAGAGAUCAUUAAGUUAAAAGGAAACUUCCCUAUAGCAAUCAAUUUAAGAGUAUCAAAAGUUUUUCCCUCAUUUAAACUAUAAUCCAAAUUAAAAGGAUCAAAACGCUUCUCUGCUGAAGUAUUUAGUGAAUUAAGAAUCAGAUUUGUUGCAAUAGAUUUCAAAAAUGAAUAAUAAUAACAGUUAAUAAAAACAACUAAAGUUAAAUCAUUUGAAAAUAGUUUCUACUUUGAUAUAAAAUCUUAGAGAAUAAGAAAGCCAACAAAUUAAAAGCUAAAUUCAAAUUAUGCAAGAUCAAAAUAUUGAAUCAGUGGUGUAUAAUUAAAGCGAUGGAUUUUCAGUGAGAUUCCACUUGCUCGAAAAAAUUCCUAAUGAUGUUGAUAGCAUUUAAAUUGAUUACGGAAUAUUUAGAAAAGGAGACUUGCUUAAGACAUAUAGAUCAACCGAAUAGCUUGCUACUGUAUCUUACAAUUGGAAAUUCAAUAAAUGCAAUAUCAAUUUUGAAGAAACAUUUAGAAACAUUUACCCAACUAUCUUUACCUUCAUUUAUUUUGAUGUCAAAGUCUAUAGCAAAAAUGUUAAAGAACCUAAAUAGUGGUCUUGGACUCUUCAUACUCUGUUUACUGAAGAUAAAAAGUUAUUGUAAGGUUGCUUUAAGCUUCCUCUUUACUCGAAGAAUCAUAUACCGCAUGCAAUAUUUUAAACAGGUUUUCCUUUUUUGAGUGAUUGCUUUUUGUUUGCAGAAGUCUAUUUAAAACAGGAUUAUCAAUUAGGAAAGAAUAUCACUUAUGAAAAUUUUGUAAUCCCAAAACUACAUUUAAAGGAGAAGUAACUGGAUUAAAUAGAGGAAGAUGUUGUGGUGAAUUAAUUUGUUGAUGAACACAUCAAAUAGAAAGGAAUGAUAAAAUCUACUUUAAGAGAAGAUGAAAUAUAAAUGAGAGAGUAUAAUGCGAGACAAAAGCUAAGAGUAAUUAAAAAAGAAGAAACAAAUUAUAUCCCAUGGGCAUCCAUUCAAACUCUUAAUAAUAUUGUAGACGAAAAUCAACAAAAAUCAUACAUUAAACCAUAGUCAGAUAUAAAUUAAAAUUCUGGAGAUAUAUUCGAUCAAAUCUCUCAAAUUUAAGAUAGAAAAAAAUAACCCUAAGUUAAACUAAAUCCUCCUUAACCCAUCCAAGAAGUACCAUAAAUAUAAGAACCAAAAGAACCAAUAGAUAUUUAAGAAGAUAAAGAUAAUUAGAGUAAAUUAUAAUAAGAUUCUUAGACUUCAAUACGCCUUAAUAGUACCGAAAAAAUUUCUCAUAGCAGAUAGCAGCUAUCAUAAACUUAUUAGAAACUUAUAAACAAGAGAUAAGAAAAGUCUAAAGACAAAUAAUAAGAUGCAUCUAACAACUCUAAUGCCAAAAAUUCUAAAAGCACUAUCUCAGUAACAAUGCAAAGAAUUUUAGAAAAAAGGAGCUAACAAAAUAUAAAAAUUAACCAACCAGAACCAGAAGAGUAACCAAAACAAUGA